Molecule: messenger RNA, 493 nt
Organism: Salvelinus sp. IW2-2015
Lineage: Eukaryota; Metazoa; Chordata; Actinopteri; Salmoniformes; Salmonidae
Product: glutathione hydrolase light chain 1-like
Source: RefSeq, a predicted model, not a curated record
CUCAAAAGUCAUGUCCCGAUCAACUGGCAUCAUUUUUAAUGAUGAGAUGGAUGACUUCAGCUCUCCAUACAUCACCAACGGCUUUGGAAUCCCUCCAUCUCCUAACAACUUCAUCCAGCCUGGUAAAAGGCCUCUCUCUUCUAUGUGCCCAACUAUUAUCUCUGACAAAGACAAUAGAGUGAAAAUGGUGGUGGGAGCCUCUGGUGGAACAAAGAUCACCACAGCAACUGCCCUAGUGAUUCUGAAUACCUUGUUCUUUGACUACGACCUGAAAAAAGCUGUGACACUACCUCGAAUUCACAAUCAACUCAACCCAAGUAUGACUGUAGUGGAGGACGGCUUUGAAAAGAGUGUAUUAGAUGGCCUGGUAAAGAAGAACCAUGUAACAGAGCUGCUGAUGACUCCUGAUUCAGUGGUGCAGGCGGUGGUGAGACAGGGGGAGCGGCUUUGUGCCGAGUCCGACCCCAGGAGGGGCUAUCCAGCGGGCUACUGA